Messenger RNA from Plasmodium adleri (nom. inval.), 3651 nucleotides. Its product is annotated as ATP-dependent RNA helicase DBP10, putative. Gene Ontology annotation, molecular function: ATP binding; RNA helicase activity; nucleic acid binding. The transcript has a single exon. The coding region runs from base 1 to 3651 and encodes 1216 amino acids. The record is from RefSeq and is a predicted model, not a curated record. NCBI's taxonomy places the organism in Eukaryota, Apicomplexa, Aconoidasida, Haemosporida, Plasmodiidae.
AUGAAGAACAAGAAAAAGUUGCUUAACCCAUCUGGGUCAGGUAAUAACAAAUCAAAUAAGAAAAAAAUAAAUAAAAAUAAAUGUAAAAGUAUAUGUCAAAGUAAAUCAGAGAAAGUUGAAAAGAAUUCAAAAAGAAUUAAUAUUAAAAAGAAAAAGAAUAAAGAUGUAUCAAAAAUGAAUGAUAUGAAUUUAUUAAAAAAAAAAAUGAUUACUAAAAGAUAUAGAUGGCUUUUUCCUGAUAAGAAAAAAGAAAACGUAGACGAAUCAGAUUCAAAUGAUUAUAGUUCAAGUUGUUCUUAUGAUGAUAAAAAGAAGGAAAAGAAAAAAUUUGUCUUGUAUAAAAAGAAAAAAAAUAAUAAUAAUAGUAAAAAAAAAAAAAAAGUAAUAUUAAAUUCAUUUCAACAAUUAGGAUUAAGUGAAAAUAUGUGUAGAAGUAUAGCAUCAAAUUUAAAAUAUAAUAAACCUACAGAUAUACAAAAAUUAUGUAUUAAUAAAAUAUUAAAUAGAAGAGAUGUUAUAUGUAUUAGUAAAACAGGAUCAGGAAAAUCAUUAGUUUAUAUAUGUACACUUAUUGAUAUAUUAAAAGAACAUAAUAAAUAUUAUGGAAUUAGAGGUUUGAUAAUAUUACCUACAAAAGAAUUAGUUAUACAAAUAUAUAAAUUAUGUAAAAAAAUCUGUAAGAAUUAUUUUCAUUUAAAUAUUAAUAUUAUUAUAGGUGGUGUUAGUAUUAUUAAGCAAUUUGAUAUACUAAAUGAAAAUUUAGAUAUUUUAUUAUGCACUCCAGGUAGAUUAUCUUUUUUAUUACAAGAAACAAAAUUAAGCUUAGAAAAAGUAGAAAUAUUAAUUAUUGAUGAAGCUGAUAGAUUAUUAGAAUUAAAUUAUUAUAAUGAUAUGAAUAUUAUAUAUAAAAGUUUAAAUAAUACAUCCAAACAAACCAUUUUAGUUAGUGCUACCUUACCUACAAAUGUAGAAAAUUAUUUCAAAUUAAAAUUAAAUAAUCCUCAUAUACUCUAUCUAACUUCUGAUAAUACUAUAAAUGAAAAAGUUGAUUUACAUUUUCUAUUUUGUAGAUCAUAUGAAAAAUAUGCACUCCUUCUUAAAUUAAUAUUAAUUUUUAAAAAAAAAAAGUUAGGUAAAACCAUGAUUUUUUUUUGUACUAAAUAUCAUAUAUUAUUUUUUAGUAAUAUCUUAAAACAUUUUAAAAUACAUCAUUCUAUAUUAUAUGGAAAUUCAGAUACAUCUUUCCGUUUUGAACAAAUAAAUAAUUUUACAAACAAUAAUCAUAUUCAAUUCUUGCUAGUUACUGAUGUAGCAUCCAGAGGAAUAAAUAUUACAUCUGUUCAAAAUGUUAUAAAUUACAAUUUACCAUUCUCUCCCAAGAUAUUUAUUCAUAGAAUAGGUAGAGCAUGUCGAACGGAUAUAAAUGGAUAUGGUAUUUCUCUUUUAACAUAUCAAGAUAUAUUAUAUGCUUACGAAAUUUGUUUCUUCAUAGGAAAAAAAUUGACCUUUUUUAAGAAGGAACUAUCUGAAAUUGAUUAUCAGGUUGAAGAGGCAUCUACUAACGAAUGCAUCCAAAAAGGGAAGGAUAAUCAAGACAUAAAUAUAGUAAAUGAAAUAAACCAUAAUACCAAUAUUACUAAUGACAAUACUAAUCUGUGUGGUCAUGAUAAAAAUAUAAUAGAUAAACCAUAUAACUCUUCAUAUAAAAAUAAUUCAAACGAUGUUGUAUAUAUGGGAUGUAUAUCACACCUUAAUGAUUAUAUUGAAUAUAUAGAAGAUUUAAAAAAAAGAGACACCGAGUUAAUGUCAUUAAAUAAAAGUAUACUAGCAUCAUACAAAUUAUAUUAUUCAAUGCGACCUAAGGUAUCUAAAUAUGUUAGCACUAAAUGUAUAAAUAAGAUAAAUAAAAUUGGAGGUUUAUAUAAGUUAUCUUUAUAUAAUCACCCCCAUUGGAUAUAUGAGAAUGAGGGAUAUAUGACUGAAGGUGGCAUAGAAACAACUAAAGAGAAUAAGACGGAUGAAUUAAUAGAGUCUCAAAAUCAAAUUGACAUUACAAAUAAUAAUAAUAAUAAUAUUAAUAUUAAUGAUGGUGAUGCUUAUAUGUGUAAUGACGAAAAUAAUGAUGAAGUGGAUAUCCUCUUCAAUAACUUAAUAAAUUACAUAUCCCAUAAUAAUAAUAAUAACAAAAGUAAUGGAGAAAUAAAAAAUGAAGAUAAUCAAGACAAUCAAGAUAAUCAAGACAAUCAAGACAAUCAAGACAAUCAAGAUAAUCAAGAUAAUCAAGAUAAUCAAGAUAGUGAAGAAAAUAAUAUGGAACAUAUGAAUGGUAAUUAUGAUUAUUCAAAAAACGAAUUAAUAUCUAUUAUUCAUAAUUUUGAACAUAAAAAUUCAAACAAUAAAAUAAAAACCAUAUCUGAUGAAUUAAAACAAAAAUUAAAUCAACUUAAAGAGAAAACUGAAAGGUAUAAAAGUAGACGUAAUUAUCUACUAUCAAAUGAUGUAAAUGAAUUUAUGGAUACAUUAACAUAUCAGUUAAGUGACGAGGAAGAUGAAAAUGAAGAUAUUAAAAAUAUCCCACAUAUAUGGAAAAAAAUAUUUUUACAUUCAAAAGGGAAUGAUAAUUCAACAUCUAUGAAUACAAAUGAUCAUAGUGAGAAUAUUAAUGAGAAUAAGAAAAAAUUAAGUAAGAGAGCAUUAAAAAAAUUAAAAAAAAAUGAAAACAAUAAUGACAACACUAAUAAUAAUUAUAGUAUUAGUAAUAAUAAUUAUAGUAUUAGUAAUAAUAAUUAUAGUAUUAGUAAUAAUAAUUAUAGUAUUAGUAAUAAUAAUAAUAGUGUCAGUAAUAUAAAAAACAUAUCAUUUGAUGACAUUUUAAAAAUUAUCAACGACAAAAGAAUGAAAAAUGAUAUGUCUUAUAAUAACUCAUCCACGUUGGAUCUUAAACAUCCUGGUUAUGAUUUACCUCCAGAUGAAACAGAAGAAUUAAAUAAACAAAGAUUUGUAAAAAAACAAAUUUGGGAUAAAAAAAAAAGAAAAUUUGUUCUAACAGAAAUUGAUACCUUCCAAACUGACGAAUUAGGUAUUAAGAAAAAAAUAAAUAAAAAAAAAGAUGAAAAAACUAAUACUAUUACAAACUUAUAUGAGAAGUGGGUUAAAUCAACUAAAAAAAGAAUCAAAAAUAUAGGAGAAUUAGAAGAUGAAAAUGAUAAUAUACAAAAAAAAAAUAAAUUCAACAAAAAUAAAAAAGAUAAGAAAAAGAAAUAUAAUAAUAACGACAAUAAUAAUAGUGAUGAUAAUAACUCAGAAACAAAUGAAAAACAAUAUAAUAUUAAUAUGCUUAAAUUAAUGCACCCAGAAAUUCCAGAAGCUUUAUCAAAAAAUAAUAAACUAACCAAAAAACAACAAAGAAUUUAUAAAAAAUAUAUAUCUGGAAAAUAUUUAAAUUCAUCAACACAAAAAGAUACAAACAGUUUACAUAAUACUGCUAAACAAAGAAAAAAACAAUUACAAAAUAGAUUAAGAACAGACAAAAAAUUUAGAACCAAAUACUUGAAAAUUAAAAAGAAAAAAUUCCAAAAUAAAAUGAAACACAAACAUAAUUUAAGUAGUGCCAGGGAAAGAUCACUUAUGAUUGUAAAGAAUAAAAAAUAA